AUGCGAUCAUUAGUUCCAAUUGGUUCAAAACAUGGCAUCGACUUCAAACGAAUUCAAAACGAAAUAAUAAUUAAGCAUGACAUACAAGCUUCAAUCGGAACCGAUUUGGAUGAUCAAAAGAUUUUAAACUUAAUCAAAAUCAAGACAAGCGGGAAUGGGGCUGUUGCGGUUUGGCAGGCAAUAGAUGAUGGUGUUGAGCGGUUGAUAAGGGAAUCAGCGGAGGUUGCUGUUGGAAACGAGAGGAGGACGUUCGGCGUUGGUGAUGAUGAUAUUGAAUGGAGUGUGGCGGAGAUAUACAGAGGUUGCGGUGUUCAAUGA
Vicia faba (fava bean) is the source of this 318-nucleotide messenger RNA. Lineage: Eukaryota; Viridiplantae; Streptophyta; Magnoliopsida; Fabales; Fabaceae. The record is from the annotation of a GenBank genome assembly.